Messenger RNA from Dovyalis caffra, 264 nucleotides. The record is from the annotation of a GenBank genome assembly. Lineage: Eukaryota; Viridiplantae; Streptophyta; Magnoliopsida; Malpighiales; Salicaceae.
AUGGAGGUCUGGUGUGCGGAAAUUGAGGUGCAGGAGAAUGGAGAGGGGGAGUUGUGGGGGAGGGUUGAGUGGUUUGAUGUUGUUCAUAAGGUUCCCGUUGGGUCGUCCAUUGCUUACAAAAUUUUGCCUGAGAUUUGGACGGCCAGGCAUAUGGAAAGAUUGAAUGAUUGUGCAGGUGGAUUUAGAGGAUUGGUCACGGACAGUAAUGGGUAUGCAGGCCAUAGAUCCAAUCAGGGUUCAUGUCUUGCUCGUUUGGUGGAAUAG